AUGGAUGCACACCACUCUCAGCACGACGGUGCACAACAACAACAACAUCAUCCGCAACAAGGCGAUGAACAGCAUCACAACCACCACCCCGAAGGCGACGAGUUCUCCGAGCACUUCAAGAGUCAGCUGAACAUUAGCAUCACCAAAGACCACUAUUCAAGCAGCCAUCAUGAUGAUAAUGCCUCCGAGUACUCGGUCUCGGAAUUCACUGAUGACGGCGCAAGUGACGACGAGUUCGGCUAUGAAGACGACGCUGAUGAUGAUGGUGCCGGUGGUGGUGCUGGUGGCGGUGAAGAUUGCUGGAACGACGAUGGGGAGUUUGGUGGGGACCCUUCCCAGGGGGAAGGUCAUGACCACGGCCACGGCCACGGCCACGGUCACGGCGACUACCCAGAAGAAGGAGGACAAGGACACGAGUAUCAACAUCAAGGCCAUGGCCAUGGUCAUGGCCAUCCAGGGCAACACCACGGACAUGGCGAUCAGGGCGAGCACGGCCAUCAGGACGGCUAUGGGAACGAGCAUGGCCACGGGGGCGAUGAUGAGCAAGGCUAUGGGUACGAGCACGACUAUGCUGAGCACGAGCACGAGCAAGGCUAUGGGCACGAACAGGACGAACAGGGCUACCAGGGGGACUAUUAA
This is a messenger RNA of Exophiala xenobiotica, 639 nucleotides long. RefSeq lists its product as uncharacterized. Bases 1 to 639 code for a protein of 212 amino acids. The record is from RefSeq and is a predicted model, not a curated record. Lineage: Eukaryota; Fungi; Ascomycota; Eurotiomycetes; Chaetothyriales; Herpotrichiellaceae. The transcript has a single exon.